AAUUUUGAGGACUUUGGUGCCCCGUUCAAAUGCUUUUUUGAAUCACCACACAACAACCGAAGAUUCAAAUUAAUUAAAUCUUAUAAUCUGAACUUCAUGAUUCGUGGGACGAGGAAUGGAGACGGUAUCAGAUCUAUUUGUGCACAUACCGAGAGUGAUGAUUCCCAUGUUUCUAUCACUAUCCCUCACGAAAGCAAUGGUUUUAGAAUCAAUCAAACGAUUCUCAAUGACCUGGUGACGAAGAAAGAUCUUCAGACACUUCAGGAACUUGGUGGUGUUGAUGGGGUGGCUUACUGUUUGGAAACCAACCUGGACGGCGGUAUUAAUGGCACUGCUGAGGACAUUAUGCGCCGACGGGUGGUGUUUGGUUCCAACACAUAUAGCAAGACACAUACCGUUAAAAGCUUCCCCUACUUCGUGGGGAAGGCUUUCAAAGAUCAUACUAUUAUGAUCUUACUUGGCUGUGCAGCGCUUUCACUUGUUAUCGGCAUCAAGGAUCAUGGUGGUGCCUUCAAAGAAAUCUGGUACAAUGGCGGUAGCAUUUUCGUUGCCGUUCUUGUGCUGGUUGCCUUCUCUGCCAUCGGAAACUACUGGCAGAACAGACAAUUGGACAUGUUGUCACGAGCCAGUAACAAUAUCCAAAUUGACAUCAUUAGGGGCGGCCAACGACGGAAGAUCUUGAUUUUCGAUGUAGUUGUAGGAGACAUUGUUUACCUGAAGAUGGGGGAUAAAGUUCCAGCUGAUGGAUUGUUUCUCGACGGGCAUUCUCUGCAAGUAGAUAAAUCAAGCAUGGCUGAAGACAGAAACCAUGUUGAGGUGAAUUUGAGGCAAAACCCCUUCUUAGCUUCCAGUGCCAAGGUUAUCAACGGGUUUGCCCGAAUGCUCGUUACUUCGGUCGGAACGAACACAGCAUAUGGCCAAAUGAUAUAUCAGAUGAAUUUAAUGAGCCGCAACAAGAAGGAGAAGACACCACUUCAAAGGCGAGUAAGAAAGCUAGCAUGGUCGAUUCGUAAGGUUUCCGACCUGGUUCUUGUGGUGUUGUUGGUAGUUAAUUACUUCACCAGAAAUACAGGCGACGACAGAGAUGGAAAUAUAGGAUGCUAUGGCUGUAAAACAAAAGCCAAUGAUCCACUGAAUGCUAUUAAAGGCAUAGUUGCUGGUGCCGCUCUUGUCAUCAGCACUGCUUCUCCAGAAGGCCUCCUGUUUGUAGUUAAGCUGACCCUAACAUAUGCAAUGAAGAGAAUGAUGGCAGAAAACUUGAUGGUCUGGCAGCCCUCAGCAUAUGAGAAAAUGCGAUCCAUCACCACCAUUUGCACCAACAAAACGGGAACUCUCACGCUUAAUCAAAUGAAGGUGAAGAACUUUUGGCUUGGCCAGAAACCUAUGGAUGAAGUUGCUUCUUCUAUUUCUUCAAUAUCGCCCCGUCUUGUUGAGUUGAUCCUUCAAGGAGUUGCCUUGAACACAAUGGAAGAUGCUUCCAAAGGUUCUAGUAGAUUAAUGGGAUUUGAAUUCUUUGGUAGUCCAACGGAAAAGGCACUUCUUUCUUGGGCUGCCUUGGAACUGAAAAUGGAUAUGGAGAAAUUGAAGCAGAAUUAUUCAAUCCUUUUUGUUGAAACAUUCAAUUCUCAUAAGAAACGGAGUGGAGUUAUGAUCAAGAAUAAAGACAACAACACAGGUGCGCUACAUGUUCACUGGAAAGGUGCGGCAGAGAUGAUUCUAGCAAUGUGCUCCAGUUACUAUGAUGCUUCAGGAAAUACCAAAGAUAUGAAUGGAGAAGAAAGAAUGAAAUUCGAGCUAAUGAUUGAUGAAAUGGCAACCAGCGGUCUCCGCUGCGUAGCUUUUGCCCACAAACGUGUUUCACAAGAAGAGGGAGAAGAUCUAAAAGAGAAGAAAAGGCUCAAGGAAGAAAGUUUGACCCUGUUAGGACUCGCAGGCAUUGAGGACCCAUGCCGGUCAGAGGUGAAGGAAGCCGUGGAACACUGUUUCUGUGCCGGUAUGAAGAUCAAGAUGAUCACAGGUGACCAUAUCUCCACUGCAAGAGCCAUAGCCAUUGAAUGUGGGAUUCUCCAAUCUGGUGAUGAGGACAGGGAAGGAUCUGUCAUGGAAGGUGAGGUAUUCAGGAAUUAUACACUGAAGGAGAGGAUGGAGAAAGUUGACAAUAUCUGCGUUUUGGCACGAUCAUCUCCUUUGGAUAAGCUUCUUAUGGUGCAGUGCCUGAAACUUAAAGGACAAGUGGUUGCAGUCAGUGGUAUAAACGAUUCGUUGGUGCUUAAGGAAGCCCAUGUAGGACUCUCUGCGGGGAGUCACGGGACGCAAGUCGCCAAGGAAAGCUCUGACAUUGUCAUCUUGGAUGACAAUUACACAACCAUCGCUAUGGCUUUAAGGUGGGGAAGAUGCGUCUACAACAACAUCCAGAAAUUCAUUCAGUUCCAGCUCACCAUAACCAUUGCUACUGUAGUCAUCAACCUCGUGGCAACUAUUUCUACUAGCACAGUUCCUUUAACGACCGCUGAGCUGUUGUGGGUGAACUUGAUAAUAGGGAUGUUGGGUGCUCUGGCUUUGGCUACAGAGCCUCCCACGAGUGAGUUGAUGGAGCAGUCACCUGUUGGCCCAAUGGAGCGGCUUAUUACCAGCAUAAUGUGGAGGAAUGUCCUAGCUCAAGUUCUUUACCAGAUUGGAGUCCUCCUAAUUCUACAAUUUAAAGGGGAAUCAUUCUUUGGUCUUACAGAGGCUAGAAAUAGCACCUUGAUCUUUAAUACCUUCAUUCUCUGUCAAAUUUUCAAUGUAUUCAAUGCGAGGAAGCUUGAGAAGAAGAAUGUAUUCAAGGAUGUUUGUAAGAACUGGAAGUUUCUUGGGAUUGUUGGGAUAAUGAUUCUUCUCCAAGUGAUCAUGGAGGAGUUUUUGAAGCAAUUUGGCGAUACAGAGAAGUUGAAUUGGUUUGCAUGGGGAACAUGUAUUGCCAUUGCUGCAGGCUCUUGGCCAAUCGGCGCUAUUGUCAAGUGCAUAUCGGUGCCAGAACUCCAAUCUUAAUAAGCUAAUCUCAAGUGGAACA
Rubroshorea leprosula is the source of this 3052-nucleotide messenger RNA. The record is from the annotation of a GenBank genome assembly. Lineage: Eukaryota; Viridiplantae; Streptophyta; Magnoliopsida; Malvales; Dipterocarpaceae.